Messenger RNA from Enterobius vermicularis (human pinworm), 1014 nucleotides. The record is from the annotation of a GenBank genome assembly. Lineage: Eukaryota; Metazoa; Nematoda; Chromadorea; Rhabditida; Oxyuridae.
AUGAUACCAAGUGGAGCAUGUUUAGUUAUCAUUGUAGCUAUUGUUGCCUUUAUGGCUAUGUCCAUGCAUCAUAUAGAAGAAGGUCACGUCGGAGUAUAUUACAGGGGUGGUGCGUUACUAAGUCGAGUUAGUCAGCCAGGUUAUCAUAUGAUGCUUCCAUUUAUCACGACCUAUAAAUCCGUUCAAGUAACAUUGCAGACGGAUGAGGCCAAAAAUGUUCCUUGUGGUACCAGCGGAGGAGUAAUGAUUUAUUUCGACCGUAUUGAGGUGGUUAAUAUUCUUUCUUCAUCAAGUGUUUAUGAUAUUGUAAAGAAUUAUACAGUUGAUUAUGACAAGCCGUUGAUUUUCAACAAGGUUCAUCACGAGGUCAAUCAGUUUUGUAGCAGCCACACUUUGCAGGAAGUUUACAUAGAUUACUUUGAUAAAAUUGACGAAAGUUUGAAGAAAGCGUUGCAGGAUGAUUUAACAGUUAUGGCUCCUGGUUUAUAUGUUCAGGCGGUCCGCGUAACAAAACCUAAAAUCCCUGAAUCUGUUCGACAGAAUUAUGAGCAUAUGGAGGCUGAAAAGACUAAACUUCUAGUGGCUACACAGCAUCAGCGGGUCGUUGAAAAAGAGGCUGAAACAGAACGGAAAAAGGCAGUGAUAGAGGCAGAAAAGGCUUUACAGGUGGCAAAGAUACAUUAUGACCAACAAAUUCAAGAGAAGGAGGCACAGAAGAAGAUAUCGUUCCUUGAAGAUGAAAGCCACUUGGCGAGAGAAAAGGCUCGUGCAGAUGCUGAGUUUUACAAGAAACAAAAAGAAGCAGAAGGAAACGCAUUGCUGUUGACGCCGUACGACUCAACAGUUACUAACGAGCACCUUUACAGUGAGUAUCUUGAACUGAAAAAAAUAGAAGCGAUCGCUGCAAAUAACAAAAUUUAUUAUGGAUCCAAUAUACCGAAUGCUUUUAUCAGCUCAGAACUUUUGUUACCCAAAUCAGGUCAUAGCAAGGAAGCUCAUAAGAAGGUGGCGUAA